Populus trichocarpa (black cottonwood) is the source of this 3368-nucleotide messenger RNA. RefSeq names its product probable pectinesterase/pectinesterase inhibitor 36. The transcript has 3 exons. Gene Ontology annotation, molecular function: pectinesterase activity; pectinesterase inhibitor activity. Gene Ontology annotation, biological process: cell wall modification. The record is from RefSeq and is a predicted model, not a curated record. Bases 2053 to 3222 code for a protein of 389 amino acids. Lineage: Eukaryota; Viridiplantae; Streptophyta; Magnoliopsida; Malpighiales; Salicaceae.
CUUUAAAUAUGUUUUAAACAACCUGCUCAUAUAUUAUCUGUCUUUAUUCCCUAUUCCUUUAAAGAUUUUAGCUAAAAUUGAAAGACAGAUUCGAUUCUUUUUGUGGUCUGGGAAGGAGGGGGGUACAGAAAUGUGUAGUGUCAAAUGGGCUUCGGUGGUACUUUCAAAAUGUCAGGGUGGUCUUGGGAUAUGUUCCAUUUUGGAUAAAAAUAAAGCUUUGUUGUUCAAGUGGCUUUGGAGAUAUAGGAGUUCUGAUACAGGAUUAUGGAAAGAUAAGGUCUCUAGUAUUCAUAAAUUGAAAAUGACUUUUAAUCUACCCAUGGAGUCAUGGACAAGGUUAAGGCUAGAGGUAGUCUCUGGUUAGAAAUUCUCAACAGAAUCAACGCCGAAGGGGUUAAUUUUAGCUAGAAGGGGCAUUGGUGGUGUUGUGGAUGCAGUUUGUCCAGUUCGUCUUCUGUCAGAAGAGUCUGUGGAACAUCUCCUUAUACAUUUUCAUAGUCGCUGGAGAAUUUGGGCUAAAUUCAUUGAAUGGUGGGGUUUAUCCUAGUGUUGUCCAAAUAGCUUAUCUGACUUGCUACAACAAUGGGAAGUCCUCGUUGAAGGGAAAUUUCAGAAGAAGGUAUGGUUCAUGUUAUUUUUUGCUACUGUCGGGUCAUUAUGGCUUUCCCGAAAUGAAUUGAUUUUUAAUCUAAAAGAGCAAGAUUUUGGUUCUUUAUUUCUUCUUAUUUUAACCAGACUCUAUGUGUGGUUAAAAGCUCUCUCUCCUGACUUUCCUUAUUGUGCCCUGGAUUUGCUUUUAUCUACUGAUGGAUUGGUUAGAUGGACAAAUCUUAAGGGUCUUAGACCUCUUGUUACGUGGUCUCCACCUGCUUUUCAUGGCCUUAAAUGGAAUGUGAAUGGAUCUUCUAUUGGAAAGCCUGGACCUGCUGGCGUUGAGGUGUUCUUCAUGAUCAUAAGGGUGUGGUGCAAUGUAUGUUUUCUAUGUCUGUUGGAAUAAAAGAAUCUAAUGAAACUGAGCUGCUUGAGUUGAUUAAAGCACUGGAACUAUCAUCCACCAGAGAAGAGUUUAUAGGGAAGAGUAUUAUAAUUGAAUCAGACUCAGCUAAUGCGAUUGAUUGGAUGUCUAAUGAAUCCAACACCCCGUGGAGAAACUGCAUCAGCUCUUCAUACUUGCCGUUAGAUUUUCUUUAGUUUUGGGUUUUGUAAAAUACUCGCACACUACGACGGAGGGUAACCAUAUGGCAGAUGCACUCGCUAAAUAAGGUGUUAACGGAGCUUCCGAAUUGGUGGGUCGGCUUCGACAACUUACUCCCUCCAAGAAUAAAAAUAAUUGAGUGUUUAUUGUUUGAUACUGAUUAAAUCUUCAUGGAGAUUUCCAUGCCUCAGGACUCUGUUAUGUGGGGACAAGAUGCAUUGAAAUUCAGAGGGAUAUAAAGUCUAUGGAUAAAGAAAAUCAUCUUUGGAUGCGUACCUGUGGAAGGCUUUGGCAAGGGAUAGAUCUCUACUUAUUGCUAAUUUCUGCUGUGGGGUUAUGUUCGUGCCCUUGCAUGACAAUUUUGUUUAUGUUAUAUCAGCUUUUCUCUGACCCUUUUGGGUUGUUAGUUUUUCCUUCUUCAUGCUUUAAUGUAUUUGCCUAUCAAAAACAAAAUCACUUAGUUGUUUCCUUGAGAACUCAUUAUGAUGAGUUAGACUUUCUAAGAAAAAUCUGUGAAGAGUUUCUUGAUUUUUUACACUAAAAGUCAUAGUUCAUGAGAGAGAGCAAUAACUUCAAGAUUUAUCAGGAAAUUCAUCGCUUGUUAACAUCUGGAUGUCUGUAUCUUUCAAUUUAGCUCUUCCGUUUGUUUAAGAUCUUAAUUAAUUCAUUUAGUUUAGCAAAACUUUUAGGAACCUCUUUACCUCUCUUCUGCUUUUAUUAUCUGUAAUUAAUCUAAAUAAAUAUCAUAAUUAAUAUUAAAAUGUUACGAUAAAAAAAAAAGCAACAUGUUUGCUUCUUCCCCUAGCUGUAUAUAUAUAUGCAUCACAUAUAUAGAUCGAUCUUCAAAUUAAACAAAAAUGUCUAGUGCUAGUACUGCCACCAUUUUCCUCCUUCUGGUCAUAGCAGCCACCACUACCUUUUGCCAUCAAGAAUUGGAGAAAUCAGAAAACUUCCGAAGCCAAACUGAUCAAGCUAGUGAAGCUCUAGCUUUCAAUGUGAAGUCCGGUAAAGGGCUGAAAAGGAGAAAACCAAACGGGAAACUUCUGACAUCAUGGAAUCCAGCAAAUUCGAAGGCGGACUACGUGGUGGCACAGGAUGGCUCUGGUACACACAAAACAAUCAAUGAUGCCCUUGCUGCACUUGACAAAACGGGUGGUAACCGGAGAAACCAAAGGGUGAUAGUCUACGUUAAAGCAGGGGUGUACAAUGAGAAAGUGGUAAUUAAGAAAAACAUGGAAAAAUUGAUGUUUGUGGGCGAUGGCAUUGAUAGAACCAUUGUCACAGGCAACAGAAAUGCUAAACGCGAUGGAUAUGCCACGCACGAGACAGCUACAUUCGGUGUACAUGCAGAUGGGUUUUGGGCUAGAGACAUGACAUUUGAAAACACAGCAGGCCCCGACGGACGCCAAGCAGUGGCACUAAUGGUGAGUUCAGAGCAGUCGGUUGUUUAUCGUUGUAGCUUCAAGGGUUACCAAAACACACUCUAUGUACGAUCCAAAAGGCAAUUUUAUCGCGACUGCCAUAUAUAUGGCACUAUCGAUUUCAUAUUUGGCAAUGCUGCGGUGGUUUUGCAAAAUUGCGACAUCUUCGUAAGAAAACCAAAUGAAAACCAAAAGAACGUGAUAGUUGCACAGGGAAGAAAAGGCCCUGAUGAAAACACAGGGAUUUCUAUUCAAGGAUCGCGUAUUAGGCCGGCCCCGGAUUUUAUUGGCGUCAAAAACAUCCCUACUUUCCUAGGCAGGCCAUGGAGAAAGUAUUCCAGGACAGUGAUUUUUGAGACGGACAUUGAUGGCUUUAUUGAUCCAGCAGGGUGGUUGCCAUGGGACGGCAGUGUUCAUCUUAAUACAUUGUUUUAUGCAGAGUAUAACAACAUAGGCUGUGGUGCAUCUACAGAACACAGGGCAAAAUGGCCUGGCUUUCACGUGUUUAAAAGUUGGAAGGAGGCUAGCCCUUUUACCGUGAAUAAGUUCAUAAAGGGGAGCUCAUGGAUUUCUCAGACAGGCGUGUCCUAUAAGUUGGGAGUCUGAAGGCCUCUCUUUUCGUCCUAGUAAUGUGGAGUUCGCCAUAAUAGUGGUUUCAAUUAGCAUCAAAAGUGUCCUGUAAUGGUGAAAGCACAAGUUCAUUGCAGAGUUCUAUAUUGUUAAUGUUAUAUAAAUUCAGUAAAAACACUCAA